Molecule: messenger RNA, 1519 nt
Organism: Lucilia cuprina (Australian sheep blowfly)
Lineage: Eukaryota; Metazoa; Arthropoda; Insecta; Diptera; Calliphoridae
Product: tRNA:m(4)X modification enzyme TRM13 homolog
Exons: 1
Coding region: 126-1448 (440 amino acids)
Biological process (GO): tRNA methylation
Source: RefSeq, a predicted model, not a curated record
AAAAUUUUCACGUCACAUUUGUUUUGUUUUGGUGUUGUUGCCGAUUCUUAUUACAUUUUCUCUUUAAUUGUUUAAAAUUAGUAUUUUAAAUUAGUGCAAUAAUAAAUCUAAGUUAAACUCCACAAAUGUCUGACGAAGAACAACCAGCGAAAAAAUCUAAAAUGACAACAACAGAGGAACAAAAAGAUUCAACCGAAUCACCGGCAAUCAAAACAUGUGCCCAUUUUGUCAAGCGCAAGAAACGCUAUUGUAAAAUGACAGUGGCCAGGGGUAAAGAGUAUUGUGGUGAACAUGAACCAGCGGUGAAAGAAGAUUCAAAUGAUACUGCUCUAGACAGCGAGCGAAUCCCUUGUCCCUUGGAUGGCAAACAUACAGUUUAUAAAAAGAAUUUAAGAAAACAUUUAAAAAUUUGUAAUGCCCGCCCUACAGAUGACCAACCGGAGUAUAUACAAAAGAAUGUUAAUGCUGGAAGUGACAAUGAAGAGUCAAUGCAAGAUGAAUUGAAAAAUAUUAAACUAAACGAUUUGGAAGAUGAGGAAUUUUAUGGAGUUAUUGAUAUAGUUAAGAAAUUGUAUGAGAAAUUUGUAGAAAAUAAAAUACAAAAAUUAGAAUGUCAUCACAAGUGCAUGGAUGAAGAAUUGGCUAAAGAAGAGUAUGGCAAAGAGUCGCGUAAACAUUUAGUACAAGCUGGCGCUUUAUUGGGUAUUUUGGAAAAGGAACAGCAAAUAGGAAAUUCCACCAGUUUUGUCGAAUUUGGAGCCGGUAAAGGCCAACUGGCUUUUUAUUUAGCCAAGCUAUUAGAGAAGAAAGAAAACUCUCAAGUGGUUUUAGUAGAUCGUAUGUCUUUACGCCACAAGAAGGACAAUAAAAUAGAAGAUCGUUCUCUGGUGCAACGUAUAAGAGCAGACAUAGCCGAUUUUUGUAUAGAUAAAUUAUCAAAUUUAAAGAACUCCCAACAUUGUGUGGCUGUUUCCAAACAUUUAUGUGGAGGCGCUACAGACUUAACCUUACGUUGCAUAAUCCAGGCCCAACAAAAAUUUACCGACUUCAUAAUGAUCGCCUUGUGCUGUCAUCAUCGUUGCGAUUGGCGUUCAUUUGUAGGUAAGAAUUUUCUCAAAGAACAUCAAAUAUCUCAGCGUCAAUUUGUUAUUAUUACUAAAAUGGUAAGUUGGGCGAUUUGUGGCACCGGCAUGAGCAGAGAAAGACGUAAGGCCUUAGAGGAACAGCAAUUAACAGCACAGGAGGUGGCUGAAAUCAAUGCAAAUCAACGUUUAUCUUUAGCGGAACGUGAAACUAUAGGUUUUAUGUGUAAACGUAUUUUGGACUAUGCACGUUUGGUUUAUUUACGAAAAAAUGGUUAUGAGGCUGAUUUGCAUUAUUAUGUGGAUCGAGAGAUUACAUUAGAAAAUGUAGUAUUAUUGGCGAAAAGGACAAGGAAGUGUGUUUAAUAUACAUAAUUGUGUUAUGUAAAGGUAAAAUUUUUAAUAAAUGCAUUUCCAGAUAUGUUUGUUAAAUGAUU